This is a messenger RNA of Sphenostylis stenocarpa, 1737 nucleotides long. The record is from the annotation of a GenBank genome assembly. NCBI's taxonomy places the organism in Eukaryota, Viridiplantae, Streptophyta, Magnoliopsida, Fabales, Fabaceae.
AUGGUGAAGGUGUGGUGCUGGAGAUGGUGUUUUCCGUUUGCUCUCAUCUUAACGGUGUUAGUUGGUGCCGUCUACGGUGGCAAUGUCACCUACGACGGAAGAUCAUUAAUCAUUGAUGGCCAACAUAGAAUCCUCUUCUCCGGUUCAAUUCAUUAUCCUCGUAGUACUCCGCAGAUGUGGCCUAAUUUAGUUGCGAAAGCUAAGGAAGGUGGAUUAGAUAUCAUACAAACUUACGUGUUUUGGAAUCUUCACGAGCCUCAACAAGGCCAGUAUAACUUUAGAGGAAGGCGUAAUAUAGUGAGAUUCAUUAAGGAAAUUCAAGCACAAGGGUUAUAUGUAACCCUCCGAAUUGGACCAUACAUUGAGAGUGAAUGCACAUAUGGAUCUGACAAUGAGCAAUUCAAGUUUCACAUGCAAAGGUUCGCUGCCAAAAUAGUCAACCUCAUGAAAUCAGCCAACCUUUAUGCUUCACAGGGAGGACCUAUUAUACUAUCACAGAUUGAGAACGAGUAUGGGAACGUUGAAGGGGCGUUUCACGAGAAAGGACUGUCUUACAUUCGUUGGGCUGCCCAAAUGGCUGUGGGACUUCAAACUGGUGUGCCUUGGGUGAUGUGCAAGCAAGACAAUGCUCCUGAUCCGGUGAUCAACACAUGCAAUGGCAUGCAGUGCGGGAAAACUUUUAAGGGGCCUAACUCACCUAACAAGCCUUCACUCUGGACAGAGAACUGGACAAUCUUUGGUGAAGUACCAUACAUAAGAUCAGCUGAAGACAUUGCAUAUAAUGUUGCCCUGUUCAUUGCAAAGAGAGGAAGCUAUAUCAAUUACUACAUGUCGCGUGAUGAAUUAUUGGAUUUGAUGCAGUACCAUGGAGGAACCAAUUUCGACAGGAUAGCCUCUGCUUUCGUAACAACAUCCUAUUAUGACGAAGCUCCACUGGAUGAAUAUGCCGAAAAAUGGAAAGUGUACAAAGAAGUCAUCCCCAGCUUUGACGAUACUUCAUUAAGAGCAAAUACACUAUUAGAUCAAAUCAGCACAGCAAAAGAUACAUCUGAUUACAUGUGGUACACAUUCAGGUUUAUUGGCAACUCUCCUAAUGGUCAGUCCAUUCUAAGUGCAUACAGCCAAGGACAUGUGUUGCAUGCGUUCGUCAAUGGAAAUGUAGUAGGUUCUGCACACGGAAGUCACAAAAAUGCAACUUUUGUCAUGGAAAAUAAACUCGAUCUUAUAAAAGGGGUGAACAAUAUUUCUUUCCUCAGUGCAACAGUUGGACUGCCGAACUCAGGAGCAUAUCUAGAGCACAAAGUUGCUGGUUUAAGUAGAGUGAAAGUUCAAGGCCGAGAUGUCACUAAUCAAGCAUGGGGAUAUCAGGUUGGGCUGUUGGGAGAAAAAUUGCAAAUCUACACAGCUAGUGGAUCAAGUAAAAUUCAAUGGGAAAGUUUUCAAAGCUCAACAAAGCCACUCACAUGGUAUAAGACCACAUUUGAUGCACCAGAGGGCAACGAUCCUGUAGUGCUAAACCUUGCUUCUAUGGGAAAGGGAUAUACUUGGGUUAAUGGCCAAGGUAUAGGCCGAUAUUGGGUAUCUUUCAUCACACCACAGGGAACUCCUUCACAAAAAUGGUAUCAUAUACCCCGAUCCCUCCUAAAAUCUACUGGGAAUCUACUAGUUCUGCUAGAAGAAGAAACUGGGAACCCACAUGCAAUCACUCUAGACACAGUUUACAUCACAUCACAGUAA